GGGGUUUGAUGGUGGGCGAGACCUAGGCUGGGCGGGGCUUAGGCGGGGCGGGGAGCGCGGGAGAUUCGAACUUCCUUGCCGCCCAGUCUGUGUCAGCAGGAAACUGAAGUUGCCUGGUUGUUUUCCAGCCUGGCCUUGCGACUAACAGGGGUUCCGGGAGGGCUACAGAGAUGGUGGAAGGUCCAGGGUGUAGGCUGAAUGGAGAGAAGAUUCGAGCACGAGUGUUACCGGGACAGGCGGUGACUGCCGUGCGGGGAACAGCUCUGCAGAGCCUGCCGUGCGGGGAACAGCUCUGCAGUGCCCCAUCCCCCACAGCCUCCCCGGCUGGGGUCGCUAUCCCGGCUGCUCCAAUGAAUGCUAAGGAUUCUGGCUGGAAAUUCUUGAGACUGUUUAAUGGAUAUGUUUACAGUGGUGUGGAAACCUUAGGGAAGGAGCUGUUUAUGUACUUUGGCCCCAGAGCUUUACGGAUUCAUUUCGGGAUGAAAGGCUCCAUCUUGAUUAACCCCCGGGAGUGUAAAAAUAGAGGUGGAGUUUCUCCGGCUUUUGAAGUGCAGCUCACCAAUGACUUGAUCUGUUUCUUCGACUCUUCAGUAGAACUCAGAAAUUCAGUGGAAAGCCAACAGCGAGUCAGAAUGAUGGAAGAGUUGGAUGUGUGCUCAACCAAGUUCAGUUUCUCAAGAGCAGAAAAUGAAGUGAAAAGGCAGAGGGAUCGGAUGCUGUGUGAUGUGUUACUGGAUCAGAGAGUGCUGCCUGGCGUAGGGAACAUCAUCAAAAAUGAAGCUCUCUUUGACAGUCGUCUGCAUCCGGCUGUUAAGGUGUGUCAACUAUCAGACGAACAGGCCCAUCACCUUGUGAAGAUGACCCGGGAUUUCAGCAUUCUCUUCUACAGGUGCCAUAAAGCAGGAUCUGCCAUUUCUAAAUACUAUAAGGUUUACAAGCGUCCUAACUGUGAUCAGUGCCACAGCAAAAUUACUGUGUGUCGCUUAGGGGAGAACAGCAGGAUGACAUAUUUCUGUCCUCACUGUCAGAAGGAAAACCCUCAAGAUGUUCAAAUAUGCAAACUGCCAACAAGAAAUACUGAAAUCAGCUGGACUCCUAGGGGAGAGGAUUGCUUUAGGGACUCAGUGGCUCGGAAAUCUGAAGAGCAGUGGUCCUGCAUGGUCUGUACCCUCACAAACAGACCAUCAGCCAAGGCCUGUGAUGCUUGCUCGACCGUAAGGCCUGUUGAUCCAGUGCUUAAGAAUGGAGAGAAUUCCAUUGCCUUUAACAACUUAGUGAAGUACUCUUUUAAUAAGUUUGAGAACACACAUACUGAAGUAAAGAUCAACAGGAGAACUGUGUUUGGAAAUACGACCCUUGUUUUGACUGAUUUAAGCAAUAAAUCCAGUCCUUUGGCCAGAAAGAAAAGCCCAAACCAGACAAUAGAUGGGGAAUCUCAAAUUUUUCUUCCUACAGACGUAUGCUUUAGUGACCCACAGCACCCCUCCAAAGAAGGAAUAAACUAUAUAACUCAACUAUCCAAUAAGGUAAACAUAUCGCCUACAGUUUGUGCCCAGACUAAAUUAUUUAGUUCAGCACAUAAAAAAUUGAAAACAGCUCACUCUUCGGCAACAGAACUUAAAAGUUACAGCUCUGGACUUUCUAACAGUGAACUCCAAACCAAUAGAACACGCGGUCCUUGUUCCGUAAGUGCCGGCAGCCCCUUGUGCAAGACGCACGGCCGCCGCUGUGUUCUCCGAGUUGUGAGGAAGGAUGGAGAAAACAAGGGGAGGCAGUUUUAUGCCUGUUCUCUGCCCAGAGGAGCACAGUGCGGAUUUUUUGAAUGGGCAGACCUGUCCUUCCCAUUCUGCAGACAUGGGAAGCGCUCCAUCAUGAAAACCGUCUUGAAGAUUGGACCUAAUAAUGGGAAGAAUUUUUUCGUAUGUCCUAUGGAGAAAGAAAAGCAGUGUAAUUUUUUCCAGUGGGCAGAAAGUGGACCAGGAAUGGAAAUUAUUCCAGGAUGCUAAUAUUUUUCUGUUUUUAAAGAAUGUCUGAUAUAUAAACUCAUCAAACUCAUUACAUUUACUCCCUUUUGUUUAACAGAAAGCUUAUAGAACACCUGUGGUAUAUAUAGCAGUAUUUGAAGUGCAUUCUUUGUUUAAAUAUGUGGCCUUCACUUUUUUUGUUGUAAUAAUGAACACACUAUUUCACCUGAAGCACAGAACAUUCUCUGUAAAAUGCAUAUUCAAUAUAUUUAAUAAUGAUGACAAUAAAGUACUCUUAGUAUGUU
Molecule: messenger RNA, 2269 nt
Organism: Arvicanthis niloticus (Nile rat)
Lineage: Eukaryota; Metazoa; Chordata; Mammalia; Rodentia; Muridae
Gene: Neil3
Product: nei like DNA glycosylase 3
Biological process (GO): base-excision repair
Cellular component (GO): nucleus
Molecular function (GO): damaged DNA binding; DNA N-glycosylase activity; DNA-(apurinic or apyrimidinic site) endonuclease activity
Source: RefSeq, a predicted model, not a curated record